Fonsecaea nubica is the source of this 318-nucleotide messenger RNA. RefSeq lists its product as hypothetical. The record is from RefSeq and is a predicted model, not a curated record. The transcript has a single exon. Bases 1 to 318 code for a protein of 105 amino acids. Lineage: Eukaryota; Fungi; Ascomycota; Eurotiomycetes; Chaetothyriales; Herpotrichiellaceae.
AUGGAGGGCUAUACCAAAAUAGCCAGCUUCAUGGGUUUGCAUCCCGAAUCCGCCCAGGUUUUGCGUUUCAGUGAUUUGAAUCUGCAAAACAUCCUCUACCUCCAGGCCGAGAUAUACGGGCUGCGAGAAGACCUGCGGAAGAUCGAGGCCCAGACCCAAAACGCCUCAUCGGAUGAUUUGAAGGAUUUUGCUCUGGACUGGUUCACGUUGGCCAGCACUCAAGACGAAAACGGCAGGGUGAAUCAACAAUGGCAGAAAUUCCUGCAGUUGCGACCACUGUUGAAGGAAUACAGUAUCCAUCCCAUUUCAUGCAUCUAG